Molecule: messenger RNA, 1571 nt
Organism: Triticum dicoccoides
Lineage: Eukaryota; Viridiplantae; Streptophyta; Magnoliopsida; Poales; Poaceae
Exons: 10
Coding region: 18-875 (285 amino acids)
Source: RefSeq, a predicted model, not a curated record
UCCCGCUGGUCAGUCCCAUGGCCACCUCGCCUUCUUCCUCCACGCCGGUCGGCGGAUCGCCUUUUUCCUCGUCCCCGCCGUUCAGUCGCACGGCCACCUCGCCUUCUACCUCCACGCUGGUCGGCGAAUCGUCUUCCUCCCCGCCGGUCAAGUUAGUCGCCACUAAAGAAAAUACGUCGGUUUUGACGGAAAGACCGAGGAGGAAGGGUCGACGAAAUAGAAGAGACACUCCCACCGCCGUCAUGUUCCCGCCGGGAUCUGUUGAGGGCAGGCAGCAGCCACAAGAGAGGAGGUCAUCCCUGCCGGUAAAGAUCAGAUAUUCUAAUACAAAGCAGAGGAUGGCACUCUCCCUGUCUCAGCCGGUGGAUCAGGUCGGAGGCAGAUUCUCUGCACUUGUGGAUUUGCCUGAUGAGGAAAAGUCAUCUUCCGAUGAGGGUUCAGAGACUUAUGACACAGACCAUGUUUUGGCCUGGAGAGAUCCCGGUUUGCCUACACCAGUUUAUGUCAGAAUGGAUAGUUCAGGAGUUUUUUACACAUAUCCUACUCUGGGUGAUAAGCCAUUGCAGAGUCUUGAAGAAGUUGCAAGUGCUGUUGAUUCCUAUGCUCGUCCCAAUAGCAAUGCCAUGUCUGAUAAGGAGCUUUCAGAGAAGGACCGUGCUGUACGUGAACGUCUUUACUUUCCAGAUGGCACCCCGAAGGUCUACACAAGGGCUAAAGUAGUGGAGAGGGAACGUGACAUACUUCGGAGACUGGUUGAAGCUUUACUGGACAAGCGGAAUGACGAUGAGGAUCGUGUGUAUGAACUCGAAAAAUUGUUCAUUGGCAAUCAAUCUGCGAAGGUGUCGAAUGGUACUAUCAUCUCAAUAUCACUGUGAAGACCAAAGAAGCUGCCAAUGAUGCGGGCAGCACCAGUCUAUUCUUCGUUGAAGUCGCACGUGAUUCGAAUGAUAUCACAGGAUAUUAUAUCAACACUUUCUCCAGGGUUGACACUGACGGCCAGGAUCGUGGAGCUACCUGCAAUGGCUGUAUAAACAAUGAAAGUGAUGGUAUGAAGCACCCGCGUGCUGCUUCAUUCAAAGGCGGCCACAUGAACAUCCGUUUCCCACUUGGUUUUGGUCCCUGUAAUGAGAAGCAGUGGGCCGACUCCCGUCACAGUGAAGCUCAGUUUAAAGAAAUGCUAAAAAAAGGAGAAAAGGAUAAGAGACCAUUUUGAGUUCCUUGAAAAUGCUGAACAUCUGCGCCGCAAACAUCUUAAUUAUCGACAUGAAUAUCAAAUAAAUCUCCAGUCGGAUGAAGAAUUUGCCUCUGAUUCAGAUGAAGAGUGAAGAUGUCCCUGCCUAUUAUCACCUGUUUUCAUUUAUCAGUAGAUUGAACUCAGUGGAGCUUUCGAGUAUUUGAACUUGUUACCAAGUUAAACACCCGACUUAAUCUUAGCUAUUAUGACGUUUGUGUGUAAUGUCAUAUGUGAACAAGGCUGGAAGGCUUGUCCAAUUUCUUUUGUGUUCUUUAUUUACCCUGUCUGGAAUAGUAGCUUAUUUGCAUACCACCACAAGCUGUUCAAGCAUCGAGAC